AUGAAAAAAAUAAAGAGUAUUGUAGAAACAUUUCUGAAUAUAAUUUAUUUAGAUUUCAAAGAUAGUAUAGGUUUUAGCGAUAGAUCACUAUUUGUAAUAGCGGAAUCAUAUCCUAAUUUGAAAUAUAUUAAUUUGUGGGAUGCUCAAAUAACUAAUAAAGGUUUAUAUGCAAUUGCGCAAUUAUGUUAUAAAUUAGAAUAUCUAAAUAUUUCUUACUGCAGAAAUAUUAGCGAUAAAUAUUUGUUUGAAAUCACAGGAAAUUGUCAUGAUUUGCAAGAGUUUUAUUUUGCUGAAGCACGUCGAAUCACAGAUAGAUCUAUAAAUAUCAAAGAUGCUAGUACUUUAAUACAAAGAUGUUUUAAUAUAGAGUAUCUUGACUUUAGUGGGGUUAUGGCUUUGCAGAAUAAUGUAUUAAUUAUAACUAUUAUCAAACGAUCUCCAAAUUUGAGACAUAUAGAAAUCAGUGGUAAUGAUAUUGAUGAUGAGAUUACUGAAGUGUUAGCCUAUACUUGUUAUAAAUUAGAAUAUCUCGAUCUAA
Funneliformis geosporum is the source of this 538-nucleotide messenger RNA. The record is from the annotation of a GenBank genome assembly. NCBI's taxonomy places the organism in Eukaryota, Fungi, Glomeromycota, Glomeromycetes, Glomerales, Glomeraceae.